UACUUUUUCGACGACGGAAUCGAAAAGAAAAAACACAAGCAGGCGAAGCAAAGCAUACAAUUUAAUAAUGAAUUCUUGAAAAUGUUCUAUGCGUGCCGAACAAGUCUGCUUACGCAUUCGCGCGGUUAAAGCAGCAAUUCGUUUUUUUUAAAAGACAGUUAAUGCGAUGUCUCCCUGCUUGUGUCCAAAUCGUUAAAAGUGCGUGGAAAAGUGUACGAAACCAAUACACGGAAAGUGGGACAACGGCAACCGAGAGAGCUCGUUGCGCUUGUCUCCGCUGUUGUGUGCGACUCUAUGUGUGUGUGCGUGUGUUGGUCCACAUGCCACAGAAUGUCGGACGCUUGAGUAGGCCAAAUCCUAUGAAGCAGACAAAACCAUAAUAUGUGCACAAAUAAUUUAUGUUAAUGCUAAGAAGGCGAUUGAUUUCCUCUACUCCAUCUUCUUUUGUCUGACUCUGACCAACGAUUUUGCCGCAUGGCUGGCGACACCCGGCGGCAACAGGAUAAUUGGAUAUAGCAAUGAAUGAUUUACGUCAGCAGCAGAUGGUAGCAGCGACAUCGUCAUCAGGAUCAGUAACGGGAACGGGCAUAGCAGUGGGAUCAUCAGGUCGAAUCAAUUCCAGCGUAAAAUCUGCGACGAGCACCACGACCGAGGAGGAGCAACGCGUGAGCUCGACAUCAUCGCCGGCACAGCGGGAGCAUCGGUUGAAUGCAGAGCAGCAGCAGCUGGGAGCAGAGGAGGCACUGCAACAACAACAGCCGGGUCAUAUAACCAGCACUACAGCAUCGCCACCGCCGCAGACGCCGCGCGACGAUGCCCAAAGCGCUGCUGCAGGCACAACUGGAGCAUCAGCAAUUACAGCAGCAGCGAGGGGAACCGCAGCCAUGGCUGCCACAGCAGUUGACGUGAAGGGCGAGGAAGGAAGCAGGGGUGGAAGCAGCCAAGGGCACAAAAUUAUCCUCAAGCUAUCCAAGCACUCGCACACCGCUCCCAAUGAAUCUCAUUCCGUUGGAGACGAGAGACGUGUGGAACCAUUGCGCAUUCAUCUGCCCAGCAGCAUCGGCGGGACGGGGGCCAAGCCGCAGGACGCCUCAGACGCGGACGCCUCCUCGUGCUCCUCCUCCUGCGCCGAGGCGGAGGAUGAGCUGAGCAGUCUUAGCCAGCAUCGUCCGACCCCUAAUCCCCGGAGCACACCGCACAUUGUGCCAAAGCUCACUAUCCGGGCAGCCAAUGAGGAGCGUGUGGGCAGCGUUGUGCCUAAGCUGACUAUCAAAAUGCCUGAGAAUCCCGCGGCUUCCUCUAGCUCCGGCUCAGGGUCCGGGUCAGGGUCCGGGUCCGGGUCCGGCUCCUGCUCGAGAGACGGCAGUCUGUCCAACUGCCUUGGCCGCAGUCAGUCAAUGACGCCGGCCAAGAACGAGGCACAUCUGUCUAGCCUCUCUCCCGCCUCCGCCUCCUCCUCAUCAGCAUCCUCCUCUUCCUCAUCAUCGUCGUCGUCGUCCUCGCUGUCGAUGGUGGAGAUGCAGACGGUCCCCAAGCUAAUGAUUAAGACCACCCUGGCCGGGAGCAGCUGCAUCAGCAGCAACAGCGAGGAGCAGCCGCAGCAGAUACCAAAGUUAACCAUCAAGACGGGCGGCAGCGGCCAGGAGCACAUGCACACGGUGAUCAUGACGCAUGACCUCAGCAACGCUCAGAGCAUACCCAAGCUCACAAUCAAAACCAAGUCCAUUGAAAUGGAGGACCCCGAUGGAGGACAGCCCCCCGCCAAGGCCGAGCAGCAGCAUCACCAGCAGCAGCCCCUACCCAAGUUGACCAUUAAGAAUCUGUGCUCCCCGAAGCACAAGGUCCGCGCUGUGCUUGAGGAAAAGCCACCUUCAGCUGCCUCUAAGCUGGCCACACCAACGCCAACGCCCAUGCCCAUUCCAAUAUCGAACGGCGGGGAAUCGAACAGCAGCAGCCAAGAGUUCUGUGGCUUUUCAGAUCCAGAUGGGGAGCAGAUGGUGGCGGACGAGAUGCGCCGCAACUCUGAUGAUAUGGACAUUGACGAGUCCCUGUCGAAGGAGCACGAUCCCAAAAUGUUUCACAACCUGCCGCCUCUGCAGCCGGCAGCCAGCAAUGGCCUGGCCAUUGAAAACAAAGCCAACAAGUACAAGACUGCUGCUUCCAAUCCUAAUCCAAAUUCGAAUCUGCCACAGCACCAGCAGCAGCAGCAGCAGCACAAUGUCGUGGAUCUAGUUGAUCUAACAUCGUCGCCAUCCCCAGGGUCCUCGCCAGCGCAUGCAACCAUCGAUUUCUCUGGUAGCAUCUCGCCGGGCCAGUCGAGUCAUAAUCUCCUCCUGCCUCUUCGUCUGCACAUGUCGCCCGCUGGCACAGCACCCGGUACCGGGUUGCCCAGUUCCAACAUUCUGCUAAGCCAACUGACGAGCCCAGCAAAGACCCACUUUUCCACGGCCCCCGCCAAGAGUAAUAACUCCAGCAAGUAUCCCCAGCUGACCGAACGGCUGAUGGCGAACGGAGGAGGUGUCAGGGUCGGAGCUGCAGCAGCGGCAGUAGAUGAGGGCGGCGCUCAGCUCUCGGGCGUGGUUCCUAUAGCGCACUCAUCCAGCCCCUCGCAGCCCAUUAUCGAUUCUAUUGAGAUUCUGGACACUCCGGAAGGCAGCCCGCAUAUCACCUACAUGGAUCAUCACCAAUUGGUCAACAAUCACCACGACGGGAUCGAGCAGGAUCGGCAGGAGGAGGAACUGGAGGAGCGCGAAGAGCUGGACAACAACAAUGAGAAUCAUCUGAAGCGCAACAGCAGCGACGGCAGCGAAUCUCCCAGCAUCCCGCGCAGCAAGCAGCGACGAUUGGACAACGAUGAGAACGAUCAGCAAACGCAUAACUGCCAUGAGCCUGGAAAGAAAUCGAGUACCAGCGAGACGAUGCAGAUUCAGACAGGUCAGCCAUCCCACCGCUCCCGCAAGCAGAAGCACGAGAGAAUUCUCAACACAGACCUAGAGGACGGCCUGUUUCCUCCAUCCGGGGCCCCAGGCCCUGGCCUUGCCUCUAGCCCUGGACCUGGUCCAGGCCAUCCCCCAUUGGCAUCGUCAGAUGGAAACCAAAAUGGAACUCUCUUCACUGAUUCAGGGGCGGCGGCUGAGGAUGCCAACUCGUUAGAGUUGCAGCCAGAGCGCCAGCGAAAUCAGCCUGCUGCCGCAGAGGUGAUGACUACACCAGUACCGACGGGCAAACGACGUGGCAGACCUAAAAGGAACCAAACUGCAGAUCUGUCUGCGCAUCUGUUACCCGUGACUCCAGCCCUUGCCACACCCACCCAUGAAAGCCAUGACAGCCAGGAAGCCGUGGCCAGUAGUGCGGUGAAGUCUCGUCGGGUGCAGCUGCUUCGCAAGCGUCUGGCCAUUGAUAUGGUAAGUAUGGGCCAGGAACAGCUGCCGGAGGCAGCGGCGAUCACAUUGAUGGACGAGCAAGAGGAGCAUACGGGAAGGGUCGAUGAUUCGCCGAGCGCAGUGGGAAAGGUGAUUUGUCGCGAUCAUCGUCAGCUGAGAGCCACGAGGCGCACCCAGACCCCUAAUUCGAAGGCGCUGAAUCCUUCCCAGCCUACAACCAAGACCACCAGGAAGCGCCAAAGCAAGGCCAACUCUAGCAAGCUGUCGCUUCAGCAGCAGCAGUCGGAGCCGCAGCAGCAGCCGAUUCCUACCCCAACGCUCAGUUUGGCCCAAUUUGGAGAGACGGAAUCGAACAACAACAACAGCAUGGCCUUUGCUCUGGCAGCUCAAAUUGAUCUGACCAUGUGCUCGUCCAGCUCGUCGACGUCGUCCGGGGUGCCUGCCACCAGCUGCCAAUUGGGGAGUGGCAACGGCAACGGAAGUGGGAGCAGCUCAACCAUGUCCAUGUCCUCGAUGCUGCCGCCCACAACGAUAUUGUCGUCGUCGGAUCCUCUGCCGGAUGUGGUCUUUCAGCCCAACGACUUCUCCUCAAUUAUGGCCACGCAGCAGCUGCGCUCGCCACGCCCAUGCAGCAUCAGCGGCGGAAGUCAGCUGGACUCUCACGACGAGGACAACUAUAACAGCGCGCUGGACAACUCUGGCGACGAAUCUGGCUCGAUGACGAUGCAAAUGCUUUCAAUGUCAGCUGCAGGCGGCGCCACUUCCACACGCGGACGCGGCCGAGGACGUGGCUCGAGAGGUGGUGGCGCUGGUCGGAGCAGCAACAGUGGAUCCUCUUCAUCCAAUCGAGCUGGCGGUAGCUCCAGCAAUGCAUCCUCUACGGCCGCGUGCCAGCCGCGGGCGCCACGGAUGAGUCGAGGGGCCAGUGCCGUUGCCAAGGCCAUCGCCAUGAGUCGCCCCCGCUGCGUGGGUGGUCUGAAGCACACACCCGAUCCCGAGAGGCUUAAGGGCCUGUUUAGUCCGUCGCCCCAAGUUUUUGAGGAGGAUACCCGCAUGAGCGCCGAUCUUGGGAACAGCAACCAAUCCAUGAUGGGGAGCACAACGGAACCGCCGCUGACACCGCAGAAGCAACCCGAUUUCCUCAACAACGAGGAGUCGCAGUCAUCGGUGGUGAGCAACGUAAGCAUGCUGGACUCGAAUCAGGGUCAAUCCGUUGACGCCAUCCUUGGGUCAGCGCUCAAACGCCCAAAGAAAAAGAAAAUGGAGAUUUGUGUGGCUGAAGACACGGACUUUAAUGCUUCCAGCAUUGCCGAGUACGAUUGGCCUCCACCGAAAGGCUGUUGCCCGUCCAAGAAUCGCGAUACCUUCAUGAUCCAGGAGCAGGUGGCUCUCUAUCUGGGGAUAACCAGCUUUAAGCGCAAGUACCCGGACCUACCACGUCGCGCCGUCGAUAUGGAAGAGCGCAACUGGCUGCAAGAGAAAGGACUGGUCAGCGAGAAGAUGUGCGACCUGGGAAUCACCGCCGUCUGGGCCUCCGACAUACUGGACAUAAUGUAUGCAGACUUCUACGACAAGUACGAGGAGUACAAGGAGUAUAUCCGUCUUAAGCACUUGCGUGAAAUCGAGGCCAAGCAAAAGGAGCCCGGCCUCACAGUUGGCACUGUGCGUGGACUCCAGGCCAGAGACCGAGCCAUGCUCUCGGCCAGCAAAUGGAAUGUUUACUUCAACAAGACCCGCAAAGAUGAGCGUCUGGCUUGCCUGGACCUGCAGACUUUUACGAUGAACCAGCCCCAGCUGCGAACAGCCCCCACGAAUACCCGCCUACAUCGCUCUGUUGGGGAAGCAAGUGGGGUUCGGGCAACAGCCGAGGCGGAGAAUAUGCUAAUGCCCACAGAUCUGUUGUAUCCACGAGAUGAUCAUUACGAUGAAGCCUUCUGUCAAUCGGACUAUGCGUAUCCGCUUCCCGUGGUGCCGGACCAGUUCUCAUUCGGCUACCGCAAACUGGACUUCGUCGAACUGAGAUCCUACCCAUUGGAUACAGCACUGGAAAAGCCACAGAUACAGUCACAGACAGCAGGGCUAGAAGCUCAACUGCUGGAGCGCAUUAACGGCGUUGCCUGCGCAAUGGCCGACAAAGUUGCUGCCUCGGCAUCCGAGGUUCAGCCUGCAUCCAAGCCAAAAGAGUCGGUUUCUGUCCGACGUAGUCGCCGGUCCGCGCGGCAGCAGUCGGAAAAGGUGCGCACGGCCAGCAACUCCAGCAUAUCCUCCUCAGCCUCCCUCUCAUCCUCGUUCAGCGACACCAGCAGCAGCAGCAGUGAUUCGGAUAGUGACGAUGAAAGCGACUCCAGCAGCUCGAGUAGCUGCAUCUCAACAGCAGCCUCGAGUGCCGCCGCCAGCGACGAUGAACGGAAUGAAUCAGCCCGUUCCCGGAUAUCUAAUUGCGGCGUAUGCCUGCGCACUCAACAUCGUAAUGCCAGAGAUAUGCCUGAGGUCUUCAUACGCUGCUACAGUUGUCGACGGCGUGUGCAUCCGAGCUGCAUUGAUAUGCCACAGCGCAUGGUGGGCCGGGUAAGAAACUACAACUGGCAGUGUGCCGGGUGCAAGUGUUGCAUCAAGUGCAAGAGCAGCCAGCGGCCCGGUAAGAUGCUGUACUGCGAACAGUGCGACCGAGGCUAUCACAUCUACUGCCUCGGCCUCAAGACGGUGCCAGAUGGGCGAUGGAGCUGUGAACGCUGUUGUAUCUGUAUGCGAUGUGGCGCCGUAAAGCCCGAAGGCCUGCCCCAGGUAUCUGCAUUGGCAUCGCCCUGUGGAGCCGGAGCCGAGGCGAUGAAGGCCUCGCCCCGAAACAAAAAGAUGAAAUGGAUACACGAAUAUCGCAUCGACCACAUCACAAAGCUGCGGGAGCAUGCCGCCAUGUUCUGUGUGCCGUGUGCGCGGAUCAAGCCGGCUAAGCGACAGGCUGGACAGGGAGUAACAGCAGUUGGAUCGGUCACAGUCCCCCUGAUAACUAGUCGAGGAUCAAGCCCAACGACCAAUAUAAGCCAAGUCCCAUCUCCAUCGCCAGUGGCUGCGCUGAGUCCCAAGAGUGCCUUGGUAACCACUACUCAUGAGGAAGAGGCAACAACAACAACAACAACAAUGACAGAUAGGCGACAGCAGUCGCAUGGAGCACCACCAAGUAUCACCACGAUGGAGUGCAGCAGCUUCAACCGGAACGGGGUCAGUGAAGAUUUAGGAGCUGCCAGCGGCGCCGCUACUACAACUAUAACUGCGACGGCCACAGCAACAGCCACAGCCAUUUCAUCACCUGCGCUGACAGUCACAUCAGGGACAGGAGCGGCCACAGGAGCUACCACAGCAAUAGGCAUAGCGCCGCCUCCGGUUGUUGCCUGAGUGGGGGUUAUUCGUUAUUGUGGCAAGCGCACUUUAACGGACUUAUAGAAAGCGCCGGACGCGGGUUCAACCAACCGCUCCUCCCCAGGCUCCCAAUUCCAGUCCCAAUACCUGCCCCGUUCCGCCCCGAAAAACCCUGCAACAACACAACCACACAUGCAUAGUAUUGACGAAUGGGACAAAAGAGACGAGAGGAGAGGAAAGAAGAGAAAGUGAAGCAACUAAAUAAGGAUUUAUAAUUAUUAUUAUUAUAUUUUACUAUCGGUACAACGUACUACACUAUUGUUACUUAACGUUGCUCCCUAAUGUUAAAAACACACAAACAUGACAAGCACACACUGCAUUCAGAGCACAUGUGGAACUCUUCGCGUAUCGUCUAGACAGCAACCUUCGUAUUUCACACAGUUCGCACUUCAUGGCGAUUCACUGAAACUAAAUUAGUUUAAUUGCAUGCAUGUACAUCUAUAUGUAUAUGUAUGCGUAUGCGUAUGUGUAUAUGUACAUGUUCUUGCACAUGUAUACAUUUUAUUAUUAGCUUAAUAUCGGGGAGCUGCUUGAUUGAAACGCUUUUACGAAAUGCUGGAUUGAAAUAGCUUGGCCAGCAGCAACUGUGUUUUAUCAUCGUUCUCGUUCAUGGUCCACACCACUGUUCCCUGUCGGUGUUGGCCUACAAAGAACAUUUGUUUUUUUUUUUUUUUUUUUUUUCAUCGAAAUAGUAUGUUUAAUGUUUGGAUAAAAGUUAUCUGUAUGUGUCUCAGCACCACACCCAACCACACCCCCCACCCCCCGAUUAUUACUAUCAUUGCUGUGCUAUAUAUAUUUACAUAUAUGUGUACGCAAUACUCUUUGAUUUUGUAAUAUCUUAUGCACCGAAUUUUUCAAGUUGUAUGUGUAUGUAUCUAUAAGGAUAAGGAUUGUAAGCCUUGUAAGCCCCGUUAGAAUUUUAAGUAGUUAAGUACAUACGCCAAGCAGAGCAGUCUUUUAUGCGGGAUGCGGGACUGCUUGGUUCUUUUUAAUUUUCGAGUUCCCUUUAGUUCCGAUUUAGUGUGUAAGCCAUGAUAAAGUUGAGUUGAUUUCGAAGAUCAGACCGAGGAGGUUGAGCGAGGAGUUAUUCUGUAGUUUUAAUGGCUAAGAAGAAUGUAUUAUACAUGUAAUUUAUGCUACCACAAGCGUACACACAGAUACAAACAAAUACAUGCGUAUAUAUUUAUAACUUUAAAGAGUAAGCACAAGAGCACAGAACAAGUACGUACGUCAAACAAAGCGACUAGAAAAUGCAGAAAGCAGAGAUCAGAAGCAGAAGCAAAAUAUUGAAAAGGUAAACUAUGUGUGAAAUAAUUUUAGAUACAAUAUCUGGUACCGCCGCAGCAGCAAUAGCGAUCGAUAAAUAAAUAGUUAGUAGUAAGCAUCAAGUCUACUUAACCAGAAGCGGAUACAGAUGCGAUGCGAUCUGUGCAUUCGGUAAAAAUCUACUUUUCCAUGAAAUCUAAUUCUUAAGUUUUUAUUAAGUGAAUAAUGAUUGUAUACAUACGAGAAAGAUUUAUUUUUAAGUCAAAUAAAACAGCAGCAUUAACAUUAA
Drosophila obscura is the source of this 8355-nucleotide messenger RNA. RefSeq names its product supporter of activation of yellow protein (gene e(y)3). The transcript is spliced from 13 exons. Lineage: Eukaryota; Metazoa; Arthropoda; Insecta; Diptera; Drosophilidae. The record is from RefSeq and is a predicted model, not a curated record. The coding region runs from base 519 to 6776 and encodes 2085 amino acids.